Molecule: messenger RNA, 3089 nt
Organism: Xylaria bambusicola
Lineage: Eukaryota; Fungi; Ascomycota; Sordariomycetes; Xylariales; Xylariaceae
Product: PLP-dependent transferase
Exons: 1
Coding region: 1-2943 (980 amino acids)
Source: RefSeq, a predicted model, not a curated record
AUGCCUAUCAAGACCUUGGACUUUCUGGAUGAAAGCUUUCUAGACCAUGCUGCAGUCAACCACGGACGUCCCAGCAUAACACCGUCUAUCUAUACUAAAGCUGUUCGAAGCGCUUUUGAGAAAUCUAAGGCUCGGUGGAUUGAUGACCCUACCAUUAGCCAAUGGCGCAACCCAUGUCACAAGAUUUACGACGUGUUAGCAGAAGUAGACGGUCUAUACGAGGAAUGGGCAUCUUCUGAUGCAGCUCCCUUCCAGCUCUCUCCAGAUCCUCUCUGGCUAGAUACUGGCCGUAUUCUUGCCAGCGUCGGAUUACCGUGGCAUAACAAUCAGAUCAACUUACCCAGUGAAAUCGAUACUAGUUGGCCAUUUCACUUCAAGCGUUUUGAGGCGCAACUCAUUAAAAUAAAAGCAGCCCGAGUGGGAAAUUUUAAUCCAUCUGGGUACGUCAGUAACUACGAUGAAGCCAACCUCUACUGUAUUCGAGCGUUGCAACACGAUUUUCGGGAGCUGUUUCCUACUCAAAGGCCCAUACUAGCUUAUGACCGCUUUGAUACCGAGCUGAUAUGGUUUGCCGAAAGGGCAUUUGGACUUGAAGGACGACAGUUGAGUCUUUGCAGGCCAUUACAAGUUCUUGAGGACGAGCUUUUAACAGCAACUUGCAAUGCGACCAGGCCCAUCAUCUUUGCAGCAACGCUGUGCAAUCUUUCUUCAUCAGAAUACGAUGAUAUUAGCGUCAUUUCCCAGCUAUCUCGUCGUUUUCGACUUUUCCUGCAUGUCGACGCGUUUCGGAGUUUUGAUUAUGUUACUGUUGGGCCGGAUCACGGUCAACAUCCACCUGAGAAGCUCACCCUAGCAGCCAUAGAUUCCAAAGAACCUGUUCGAAUGAAGAAUGGAUCAAUUUGUGCCAGUACAAUAGUUGCGGGAGGCAUGAACCAUUCGCGUUAUGAUCCAGCUGUUGCUCUCAAACCUGCCUCGGUCGGCGGCCAGAGAUUGACAAGGGUGGCUUAUGUCAGAGGCUUCGACUCGACAUUGUCGGGCUCACGCGACGCCAUAACACCAUUAUGGCUGGCUCUAUAUGAGGAAAGACUUGGAGACCGUGGUUUCCAGGAGCUUCUCCAAUAUCACUCGUCAUUACGGUCUCUCGUCUUGCACCGUUUAAGAGAUCUAGGCAUCCCGGCCGUUUCGUCCCCUUACUGUACAGACAUCAUUAUUACAUCGUAUACCAGGAGCCAGAAACAGUGGCUGGUAAUGCUUGGCGGCAAGACUACGCCAAAGGGAACUAUCGUUCUAUCGAUCAAUCCUUAUUCUUCUACGAUUAAACUUUUGUCUUUUCUCCCCGAGCAGGUCCGAAAUCCGGUUUGCUUUAAAGACUUCGCGGCCAUGUAUCCAUUAUCGCAGAAAACCCUGGUAGAGCUCGAGGCAACAGUACGAUCAUGGCAGAUAGUUUCAAGGUCUAUGACGGGUUACCCAGUCUAUCUUGGCUCACACUCCGCCUUAGGGCCCGUCGUUGGGCUGUUGUAUGACGUCAACAUAUGUAACGACUGGGCAGAAAGAAAAUCGCGUGAACUCCUCGAUCAUCGCAUGGGAGCUUUUGGCCUAAUUUCCUCAGAGAACAAGAAGCAUUUUAAAGGAACAUUUACGAACGGCAGCACUAUGGGAAAUCGGCAUGGUAUCAUGAACGCCCUUGUGCAAUUCCCGAAUGCUUUCAUAUAUUGUUCUACAGAAACACACUACAGUGUCCUCAAAACCCUUCGGGAUUGUGAUACUCUAACAAAUCGUUGGGUUGGAGGUGAACCUCGCUAUUCCCAGAUAAAUAGUGCUCCAAAUGGCAGUAUUCUUGUUGAGGCUCUUGUUCAGCAGGCUGUUACCGAUAGGUAUCAAUGUGUAGCUGAAGGGGUCGAAUAUCAUAUGAUCUUAUUAGUCAAUAUGGGGACCACAUUUGUUGGGGCCAGGGACAACCUCGCUGAGGCUUUCCGGGAAUUAAGAAGGGUUGGAAUCCAAAUCUCGUAUAUUCAUGUUGAUGGAGCCUUGGAUUUCGGAUACGAGACGUGCGGCAUGAAGCUGGGCCCACCUGGUGCUGUGGACAACGACUGUACACCACUGGUACAGGGAAUCACACUCAGUCACCAUAAAGCUCUCGGUACUACGGUAUCUGGCGAGGUUCUUUACUUUAGCCCCGAGAAUCAACGCCCAAUUCCAUGCUUAAGUAUUCAUCCCAGAGUCAUUUUUGAAGUUUGGUUCUACAGCCAAGUGUACAGUGCUGCUGAUCGCAGUUCAAUGUUCAGCUACUGUCGCGAGAACUCCUCGCUCUUGCAGACGGGUCUCGAAAGAAUGGGUAUUGUCACCAAAAGAAAUUAUUACAGUAUAAUCACUGUUUUUGAACGCCCACUUGCUUGGAUCACAGAGCAGUUUUGUCUGAGACCUGAGGGUGACUGGGUUCACUUCAUAACUAUGCCCCAUAUAUCUAAAGAGACAGUUGAACGUUUCCUUGACCAAGUUUUAUAUACUAAUAAGCAAGUUUCUGCUGCUUUGCGCUGCAUUUCCCCAUUAUUGAGUAACACCUUCACGCGAGAAAUGGGGUUGAAGCGUAUUCAAUGUUGCAGCGUCCUUGCUGAACGGGUGUCGACAUUAAUCCGGCCUGUUAUACGAUUUCAUGAUAUCCGUUAUCGAGAUACAGGUUCGACGCUCGAUAUCAAAUUAAACCUGCGAGGGGCUCUCUCGAUUGUGGCCGUUGAUGGUUGGGAUGAGAUCCAGCUUGUCUUCUUACUAGGUUCGGAUCGUGCCCAGUCUAUUCAUGUCGGCCCUAUAUUUGUAAAAAAUCAGUUUGAUUUUUGCAAGACGAACAUCAUCGAGAUAUUGACGCUUCUUGUCUGUCUCCUAGCAAGAUAUCUCAAGGCAGAUAUAAGCGUGGAUAGCCAGAGCUAUCGGGUGUAUACUUUCUAAUGUGCUACACGGAAACUCUCGGACGUAGGUAGGCCUCACGGCCCCUGCAGUGCGCACGAGGGAUCAUAUCAAGGUAGUAUUGAGUGCUCUAGCUAGCUAGGUUCUAUCUGAGGAGCGGUUGAGCGGUGUACAGAAUAUAUAUGCGA